Messenger RNA from Diatraea saccharalis (sugarcane borer), 3506 nucleotides. NCBI's taxonomy places the organism in Eukaryota, Metazoa, Arthropoda, Insecta, Lepidoptera, Crambidae. The record is from the annotation of a GenBank genome assembly.
UGUCCUUUUCAGGAUGGGUGUGUUUAAGGUUGCAUUUUUCAUGCGUUAGAGAGAGUUCUCGGAAGGUCUUAUAUCAUUCUUAACAGGCUUCUUCCUAAACUUGCAAAUCAUCAUCAUCAGAUUUACCAUUUCCAUCAAAUAUUUCAUCAUUAUGAAAUUUUGGAUCUUUACCUGCUUUAUAUUUAAUUAUCCAAAUUGUUACUGGACUCUUCUUUUUCGUCCCCACUGCAGGGGCUCAGGCCUUCCUUAUGAAUGAAGGAAGAUGUCCAUGACCCUCCACGUGGGCCCAAUACGAAUUGGAGGGUAUUAACGACUAUAAAUGCAGCUGGAAGCAACGGCUUAACGUGCGUUUCGAAGCAUGGAGUAACUCGAGAUAAUCAUUUUCUGGUCAUCCAUUCCGUGACCGACCCUUGCAAAAGAUGCUUAACGACAACUAUCGCAGCGACGCUUAUCCAAUACGCCACCGAGCUACACGUGGAUAUACGUGUAUCUAUAUUAUUACAUUAAUUUCAAACUCUUUUAAUUUUUUCGUCAACAAUAGUAAAUUGUGACUUUCCAAAAAGUAACAAAACGUUAACUUUUAUAUGCAAGAAAAAUUAAAUAGGUUACAAGAACCUUUUAUUGGACAUUAAAGGUGAAACAUGUUUGCAAUACCUACUGGUAAGGCCUGUGUGUAGAGCGAAGUACCUAAUGCCCUUAUUUUGAUUAGUUAUAAUUAGGAAAUAAUAGAAAUGUACUACAAUUAUAUCAUAUACCUAAGUGUAUAGUGUUCAUUGAUAUUAUUAAUAUAAUCAUAAUUUAGUUCUGAAUACAUCUCUGAACAACUGAAACAUAUCGUUUGUUUACAAGCGAGACAAGAUUCAUCGUACGCAUUGCUCCACAUAAGCGCACUACCAAUUCUAAUCAUUCAUAGGUCAGUCGUGGUUAGGGAAACAUCCUCUUUAGUCGUAAGUAUUUAUUAAAAAAUGUUCAAAGUUAUCAGAGAUGCGAGAGUGAGACGAAAGGCAGUGACAUAUUUGAACAAAGUACAGUAUAGGUUGAACUCUACGAAAGAAGUUGUAUCUUCAGCGGAAGUUGUUAUUGUCGGCGGUGGGAUUGCGGGAUCGAACACAUUAUAUCAAUUAACAAAAAGAGGAAUCAACGCAGUUCUUUUGGAAAGGGCGAAAAUAACAAGCGGUACAACAUGGCACACUGCAGGUUUAGUUUGGUCUUUGAGGCCAUGCGACUUAGAAGUAAAUCUGCUGAAAGAUUCAAGGAGAAUUUAUAGCGAGUUAGAGAAGGAAUGCGAAGAUUACGCCGGUUGGAUUAAUAAUGGAGGCAUGUUCAUAUCACGCAGUAAGGUGCGAACACAAGAAUACAUGAGACUACACACCUUAGGUAAAGCCAUGGGUAUUCCAAGCGAAGUACUGAGUCCUGAAGACGCCCAGAAGAAGUUUUCACUCUUGGAUCCGUCUGUAUUCAAAAUGGCGUUAUAUUGCCCAGAAGACGGAACAAUAGACCCUGCUAUGGCUUGCAAUGCUCUUCUGAAGGUGGCUACUAAAAAUGGGGGCAAAGUAUAUGAAGAAACACCAGUCCUGGAUAUCCAUUACACUCAUAAUAUUCUUGGAAAUAAAGAAGUGACGGGGGUCCAUACAGACAAAGGAUUCAUCCGAACUAAAUGUGUGGUCAAUUGUGGAGGAGCAUGGGGUCCAAGAGUGGCUCGGUUCGCUGGCGUCCCUUCCCUUCCUCUAAUUCCGUUUAAGCACGCUUACGUUGUGGCGGAUGCAAUCCCAGAGAUACGGGGCGCGCCUAAUAUAAGGGAUCAUGACGUCAAUCUUUACUUGAAGAUUCAAGGCGAAUCAUGCAACAUUGGAGGCUAUGAAGGCAAUCCUAUCAUUUUAGAUCAGGUGCCGGACAACCUACAGUUUCAUUUGUAUGAGCUAGAUUGGGACGUGUUUGGAGUACACAUGACUAGUGCGACUACACUAUGUCCAAAAUUGGGGAAAAUCGGCAUCAAGAGUACGGUAUGCGGCCCGGAAUCAUUCACGCCGGAUCACAAGCCGUUGCUCGGCGAAGACCCUAAUGUUUUUGGUCUUUACCACAACUGCGGCUAUAACUCCGCUGGCAUGAUGUUCUCAGCUGGUUGUGCGAUACAGAUGGCUGACUGGAUCCUUACUGGAAGGCCAAGUUACAACAUGUUCACAUUCGAUAUCCGCCGUUUCACGCCCGGGCAGAUGGCUCGUCCUCAUUGGAUACGCGAAAGUAGUCACGAAGCGUACGUAAAGAAUUACUGUGUGGUAUUCCCUCACGAUGAACCGUUGGCCGGUCGCGAUGCCAGCCACGAUGCUUUACAUCAAGAAUUAGUAGACGAUGGCGCUGUGAUGCAAGCUAGAGCGGGAUGGGAGAGACCAGCGUUCUUCAUGCCCGGGGAGAAGAUCCGUGUCCAGCAAUAUGAUUGGGGCGGCACACAUGAUUAUCCACGGAACCUGGACCAACGCUAUGAAGAAGUAUUAAAGGGAGAUCACACAUUCGACUUCUCCAAGCAUCAUCACCUUAUUGGCCAAGAAGCUCUAUCGUGUAGAAACGCAGCGGCAUUAUUCAACAUGUCUUACUAUGGCAAGUUUUAUUUGACCGGUCCGGAUGCGCAAAGAACUGCUGAGCUUGCAUUCACAGCUGAUUUAGCGAGGACCGAUGAUAGGGUUGUAUAUUCUCUCCUUUUAAAUGAUAAAGGAGGUGUUGAAGCGGACGUUACAGUCAGUAUUUUAGACGGUGGCAGCGGACAGCCACAUGAGCCAAUUUUUAAGGGGCGCGGAUACUACGUGGUUACUAGUGGUUUCAACGCUAACCAUACGUUGGCUCAUUUGAGACGUAUUAUUCAGACGUAUAAGCUGCGAGCGACCCUUACUGACGUCACAAAGCAACUCUGCAUUCUUAGUGUACAAGGACCUGAUAGUCAACGUAUCCUCCAGCGUUUCACAUCUGCCGGCCUCUCGAACGACGCUUUCCCACUAUACACGCAUAAAAGUAUCCGUGUAUCGAAAGGUCCUUAUGCCCCAGACAAUAAGACUUACACUUGUCGAGCACUACGAGUGGGCUGGUCAGGGGAAUUGGGCUGGGAAUUGCACGUACCCUCGUCUCAUGCUAUUCAAGUAUACAAAGCUUUGAGUCAUGCAAAAGGAUUAAGGAAUGCAGGGUGGAGAGCGCUUACUUCACUUAGCGCUGAAAAAGGUUAUCAUCUCUGGAAUGCUGACUUGAGGAGUGACGAUAAUCCGAUUGAAGCCAAUUUAGGAUUCGCCUGUCGUAAAGACGGCCAAUAUAUUGGCAAUGAACAUGUCGCCAAAGCGAAAACAAAUGGGGUCACGAAAAAAUAUGCAUUCUUCACGCUCGAAGAAAAGGUGUCUAAAAUUCUUAGUUUUAACAUUAAAAGAGUAUCUAAUUAUUCGAUUUCUAAAUAUGUCCUCUUACUCUUGAACGCAAUCGCGACUGAUUGAGACGUUCCGAUUGUGCCGCUUCGCACUCUUGAGUGG